This is a messenger RNA of Helianthus annuus (common sunflower), 882 nucleotides long. Its product is annotated as receptor-like kinase TMK4. Gene Ontology annotation, molecular function: protein kinase activity; ATP binding. The record is from RefSeq and is a predicted model, not a curated record. NCBI's taxonomy places the organism in Eukaryota, Viridiplantae, Streptophyta, Magnoliopsida, Asterales, Asteraceae. The transcript has 6 exons. Bases 1 to 882 code for a protein of 293 amino acids. Gene Ontology annotation, biological process: protein phosphorylation.
AUGGCGUACCGUCCCAAACAACAUUGGGACCGAUACCUAUUACCACCACCUAAAUCGUCCAAUAUUUUACUUGGCGAUGAUUUUCGAGCCAAAGUUUCGGACUUUGGACUGGUGAAACUCGUCCCGGAUGGUGGGAAGUCAAUUAUGACUCGGGUAGCUGGGACUUUUGGAUACAUUGCCCCUGAAUAUGCUGUGACAGGUAAAUUGACAACAAAGGUCGAUGUCUUCAGCUACGGUGUCAUUCUUAUGGAGCUACUAACCGGCUUAAUGGUGUUAGACAAUGACAGACCUGAAGAAAAACGAUACCUGGUAGAAUGGUUUUCGAGCAUUAGAGCCGACAAAGAGAAAGUAAUGGCUGCUGUGGAUUUCUCUCUUAACGCGAACGAAGAAAUAUUCGAAACCAUCUCCGUCGUAGCUGAGUUGGCAGGCCAUUGUACAGCCCGAGAGCCAAGUCAGCGGCCCGAUAUGGGGCACGCAGUCAACGUGCUGGCUCCACUUGUGGAGAAAUGGAAACCCAUGGAGAGUGAAGCUGAAGUAUCUUGUGGUGGUGUUGAUCAUAGUCUGCCGUUGACUCAAAUGGUCAAAAGGUGGCAAGAAGCAGAAGCAGAAGGGAAAGAUUACGUUAGCUAUAUGGAUCUUGAUGAUGGUAAGAGUAUCAUUCCUGCUGGAUCUGCUAAUUCCUUUACAUCUGAGAAAGAACAUGGUUCCAAGAGGAUUGAUGAAGGCCUUCUGAUGGUGAUCAGUAUUUUAGCGAACAAGGUUGGGAAGCCCGAAAGCGAAGAAGGUGCAGCAUGCAAGUUGAAUAAUGACAACUUAACAAGCUUGUGCAGUAAAUUAUUCAUUCAUGGGUGGAUGCUUCAUGUUGUUACAAAGGUGAUCUGA